GUUUAGCAAGUACUUGUCUCUUGGACAUCACAAAAGGGUAACUAACAAAACCUAUAUAUACAUAGUACAUCUUUCCUAACUGUAAUAAGAUCACACAGUUUUCAUUACAGAAAAAGAAUAGUAAAUCAAGUAAUUUAGCCUCUGAGGAUAUGGAGAGUGAGGGAAAGAUUGUGUUUACAGAAGAGCAAGAGGCUCUUGUGGUGAAGUCAUGGAGUGUCAUGAAGAAAAAUUCAGCUGAUUUGGGUCUCAAACUCUUCAUCAAGAUCUUUGAGAUUGCACCAACAGCGAAGAAGUUGUUCUCCUUUUUGAGAGACUCACCAAUCCCUGCUGAGCAAAACCCAAAGCUCAAGCCUCAUGCCAUGUCUGUUUUUGUCAUGUGUUGUGAGUCAGCAGCACAGCUGAGAAAAACAGGAAAAGUCACAGUGAAGGAGACAACUUUGAAGAGGCUAGGAGCCAAUCAUUCUAAAUACGGUGUCGUUGAUGAACACUUUGAGGUGACCAAGUAU
Brassica oleracea var. oleracea is the source of this 506-nucleotide messenger RNA. RefSeq names its product non-symbiotic hemoglobin 1-like. The record is from RefSeq and is a predicted model, not a curated record. Gene Ontology annotation, molecular function: oxygen binding; heme binding. The transcript is spliced from 4 exons. Lineage: Eukaryota; Viridiplantae; Streptophyta; Magnoliopsida; Brassicales; Brassicaceae. The annotation marks the transcript as partial.